Messenger RNA from Schistosoma margrebowiei, 7761 nucleotides. NCBI's taxonomy places the organism in Eukaryota, Metazoa, Platyhelminthes, Trematoda, Strigeidida, Schistosomatidae. The record is from the annotation of a GenBank genome assembly.
AUUUCAUAUCUUGUAUGCUAUCAUCGUUACGUUUGUUGGUCGGAUGCAGCGGAAAUUAGAACAAUUACCUGGUCUUAGUAAUGUGACUGGGAAAUACACAAAAAAAUGUACAGAUGAACCAUACCCUCGUUUGUUUGUACGCAAUACGAGUGAAGGUAGGAAUGAUGUCACGAUCCAAAUGAAUAAAGUCAAGCCAGAAAGUUCGGGAGUUAAUUAUUCUGAUGUCUCAUCUCCUGUAUGGCCCUUGAAUGCCACAAAGUCUUCAACCACGCAACCCCGAUCGGACUUCGCCAAUAGCUCUGAUUACUUACCAGUGAAUCAUAAAUGUCCGAACAUUCAUGUUGCCAAACCUCAGUAUGUAACUCCAAAAUCGUCAACAACACACCAAUCUUUGAUGUCUAGUGGACCAAACAUGUCUUCAGGAGGAAAGGUGAGGCCUCAGAAGUCAAAUAUUCCUGUUAAGCCACAAGAUAUACAACGUACCAAACGAUAUAUGAAGGAAGUAGUGAAAUCGUCAUCAUCAGGAAGUGUGUCCGCACUUCAGUCUAAACCCACAGGUGUGAUAAUAGCUACUCCAUGUUCUCCACAGGUUAAUGAACAGGGUCUCACCAGGUCAUUCGAUAGUUUUUCUGUGAGUGGAAGAGUGGCUUCAUCUAGUUCAUUUUCCGGAAGUGAAGAAUCAUUUCAUACAGUCUCUGAAAGGGCGUCGUUUUUGAAUGGGAAAGAUUUUAGUCAAAGAUUGUUGCCUAGUCCAUGCAAUGUUCCAGGUUAUUCUUAUGAGAUAGAGGACAGGAUUCCUUCAACAAGAGAACAUUCACGUGACCGAUCGUCCAAUACUCAGCCACCAAAUUUACUGAAUGUUACGAAGAGCUCAUCUGGAGGUGCUAACUUUCAGCAGUGUUGUAAGAGAUUUUCAGAUGAUCAGGAGACUUGUCCGCUAAGAGAUGAACAGUUAUGCAAUAGAAUAGGUCGGAUGAAUCUCUCGGAUAAUGGACCGGCUGUUUCACCUAUGAGUAUCGGCAAUGACUCAUCAUUUCAGUCCGCAGAACGACUUAUUUCGUACUCUGGUAAUCAGGAAAAACAAGAUACGAGUGAAAUUAAGAGAAAACCCAUAAUACAACUCUAUGGUCUUCAACCGAGGCACGCCUCAUGGAAUGUUGGUUUUUCCAAUGUAGCUGAAUUACCAGAUGCUCGAAUGCCGGGUUCACAGUUCACGCAAAACGCUUUGGAACAUUACUUGUCAGACUUGGUAGCAGAUGAGCAGAGAAUGAUGGAAAGUAGUCCUUGUACGGGUUUGGCGCAUGGUUAUUGCGAAACAAAGUCUGGUUGUGUGAAUCUCUCAGUUUCUCCAAAAUCUGGUGAGACUGAGAAGAAAAUGUGUUCUACAGACUUACUACAGUUUUUGGAGCAACGCAUUGAAAAUGCUUUGAGGAAUAUGAAGUCUCUGGACUCAAAACCAUACCCUUAUCAUAGUACACAAAAUCGGAUGCGCCCCAAUAGAAGUGCUUCCUUAAAUCCAGUUUGUGAACCUCGAGUAAAAGGUGUUGAGUCACCAUCAAUGGCUGGGAACCUCUUUCAAAAUCAACCGACGUUUGAAAAUAAUGAUUCACAACAGGUUUAUUCCUACGAAAACUCUGCUACGCCUCUAAAUAGACAACACAUUAGUUCAUAUUCCGAUGAACGCCCGAGCCAAACUUACACAGAAAGCAAUGUGCUUCAGCAAUUUAAUUUCGAUGAGUUGCAGUAUCUUCUUAAAGCUGUCAGAGAUUUGUUGGUGUUACGCACUUCUUCUGCAUACACAAAUGCUUCACUGGGACAAGAUGGAUCUAAAAUGACUGAACUAGAUAAACCACGAAAGCAUGGUAAAACUGAACGAAAUGAAACAUGUGCGGUGUCAAACAGAGAUGAUCAGAGUAUGUGUACGGAGUCACCAUAUAUAGCUAGAUCAUUAUCAAGCAGUCGUAGUAGCAGUGCUGUGAGAAACAAUCGCUUUGAGACGACGUCAGAAUCUCGAGGCAGCCGGUUGAGUUCCGGAAUAUCUGAAGACGGUAGCCAUUCAAAUGCUGAUUUAAUGCAUCAGCGUCUACCCAUAGGUUUUCAGCAUUUUGAGCGGUAUUUGGAUAGUAAAUUUGGCCCAGAUCAUCCAACUAACAACGCUUUCACAAACAGUUCAGAUGUUCAGUUAAAACCUGAGUCAUGUGCAAAAACAACACAAACGAGUUCAGGACAUUCCCCCUCAUCAUUGUCGGGAAGUUCAUCUGACCACAAUUCACACAUGUUAACUAAACAAAAACCACACAGUUCCAUUCCAAUGAAUUUAGGAACUACUCAAACAGGUAUUAUUACCACCAACAAGGCUGAAGAAACCGUCAAUCGCUCUUCUACAACACUCGUUUCGCAACACCCCAGUAAUUUAAACGAAGCUUCCUGUCCAGUGUAUACGAACUUGCAGUUUGAUUAUUUAGGACAAAGAGAAUGGAAUUUAGAUGAAAAACUAACAAUGACUAGUGAAUCUUGUACUUCAACAUCUAACCAACCUGGUUUGGUCACACAUCCACAUAACAGUGGAUACGUAUCUGUUCCCCUCAUAAAUCACUCAACCUCUUCUCCUACUGGAAACGCAGAUGGCAAUACUAAUCAUAUGAAUUACUGCAUAGAGUCAAAUAACAUUUAUGCUCCCGAUCUUCAACAGGGACAAGCAACUUCUUGGCCACCGAAUUGGUAUCAGUGGUACAUUUCUUCUCAUAUGUUUCCACAAAGGCAUCCAUCAUAUUCACAAUUUCCCUAUCACCAUUACUAUUACCCACACCUGAAACAACAACAACAAUUCGGUCUUGAUCAUACAGUUUUUUCACAACGUAUGAAUCGUUUAGUCACACCUUUAUCUUAUGUAAUGAAUUCUCCUCCAAACUAUUCGCCAUCGGGGCAUUUUUGCUGUAUGGAUCCAAACCAUGGACACGUAUACGAAGGCAAUUGUACAUCCCCUUUGACUGAAAGUUGCCAUUUCCUCUCCUAUGAUCCACAGACUACAGAAAACCCACUACAAGCGACAGCAGCCGGUGGUCUAUGCUCAUGUGCAAAUCCUGAUGGAAUCAAACGAUUUGCUAAUAUAAACUACACCUAUUCGGAUAGAAUCCCAACAAAUUCUUAUGCAGCUUAUAGACCAUCAGGUGUGUAUUCACCUCCACCUGGUUAUCCUUGGUUUCCUUGCAUGAACGCUGUUCGCUGGGAUCCAUUUUCUUAUAAUAACAACACUAACCUAGAAAACUACAAUUGGAAUGCUUAUUUUCAACGUCCGACUUAUGGACGAUUUACGAAUUGUAUGCCUCGUUCUGGUAGUGCAAAUGCUGGCUUUACAUAUUCGUCUGAAACAGAUAAUUUAACAAGUCAUACAUCUGAACGUGGAGCAGCUUCAGAAAUUGAUAGAUUUAAACAAAAUAGCAAUCGUUGUGAGCAUUAUUAUGCAAUUAAUCCAAGUAACCAGGUAUUUAUACUGUCAGAUCAAACAAAUGAUGCACAAAGCUUCUUUCAUCACAAUAAUAAUAAUGGUAACAACGUUUUACAGUCACCGGCUUUACGCUCAAUGACUAAUUCGUUUAGUGCCAAUGAUUUAGCCGCUUAUCAUAAUCAAAGUAGAAUAGGAAUGAGAUAUACUAAGUCAAGUUUUGAUUUAGCUCCAGAAUUACCCGUUGAACCGGGAUUAGCUUUAAUGGAUCAUUCUAAUUUCUAUUCAAAAAUUUCAUCAUUAAUUGAAAUGGACAACAAUAGUCGUUUGAUUUUACCAAAUGGAUGGUCUGAAAGACGAUCAGGUCUUGGUCGAUCAUAUUAUACAUGUGAUUCAACCAGACGAUCCACAUGGAAUCAUCCACUUAUUGGACCGUAUGUACCACUGGGAUGGGAACGUGUUGAUUCAAGUCAGUCAGGUGUUUACUAUCAAAAGUAAAUAUUGAAAAAUUUACCAUUAUUAAUAUUAAUAAUUAUUACCUUACUAUGUUCUACUUUUAUUUGUUUAUUCCUGGAUUAGUAUAUAAAAAUCUAUCCUUUUUAGUGGCUUUUUUAAUGUCCAGUAAACAGACAACUACAUAUCUACAAAUUUAUGCUGUGUGGUGUUAAGCAUUGUUCUUAUCGAGCAGAUAUACACGAGUGUAUCAAGUUUGGGGAAUUUUUAUUACAGGGGCCUUAUAAAGGUUACUAAAAUUUUAUAGUUUACAUCACUGAUUGUUCCCAGUCAGACAACCAUUGAAAAUUAAAAAAACACUGAACAGCUGUUUAGUCCUAGUAUGGAACUUCUCAGUAGUAAGCAUCCCUACCGAGGACUGAACACAGGACUUUUAGGUUUCGCUUUGAGAGCUUUACCUUUAGACCACUGACCUGACAUCCAAAGGUGCAUAUACCUAACUUCAAUUAAUCCUCGAUAUUGAGAAAUUUAUUUCUAGUCUCCAAAUAUAUGAAAUACUCAUACUCAUCGUUUACAUCGGGCGAUAAUAUAUACUAGAAUUUGUCUUAUUUGCCCAUCAUUUCUUUCAAUUUAUUUAAUCUCUCAAACUACUUUCAGUCAAACGAUUAUAUACACCUUAUGUUUAGUCUUGAAAUGCAGGGAAAUCCAUUGUUCUGAUGUUGAUGCUAAAAGAGCACAACGUUGUUGAUAAUUUAUAUGGAAGAGAAAUUUAAUUAUUCGGAAAAUGUUUCUCUUUCGACCAGUAUUUGACUUUUUUACCAUUAGGUAUUGAAACAAAUACCGAACUAUCUUAUCAUACCAGUAAGAGGUUUUUAGACGUGAGAUCCAUGACAAAUUGUCAACAUAUACUGAAAGUUUCUUAUGUCAAUACAGCAUUGAAUUAAUUGCAGUGUAAAUUUUUUCUUGAAUAUCUAGUCUACUAAUGCAUUCUCAGAUUUGGAUCUUAACUAAUUAAGGUCAAAUGGAGUUUUCUAGUACAUUGGGCGGAUGUCUGCUGUCUCAAUAUAAUUUAAAACAUUACCUGGAUCUGUAUUUGAUCGUCUGAUGGCAAAAUGGUCAACUAAAUAAAAUAAUCUCUCAUGAAAUAACCACCUCUUUGAAGUUGCUUAGAACCAUAUUAUGCUACAUUUCCUUUUUGAAUCAGUUGUUUGGUAACGCUUAUGAACUUCGCAAUUCCCUACUUCAUUAGUAUAACUUCAGCAAAUUCAUACUGAUAAAUCACAUCAAUAAAAGUUGCUAACUAUCAAUCCACUUCUUGUACCUUAAUACUAUAUAAGUCUGUUUUGGAAAUCAUAUAUAAAGUGUAUCAAAGUGUUUUGCAAGAACGAACUAAUAGAAAUAAAAUAUAUUUUAUUUUAUUUGGAACGUAAAAGCUAAAACAGUGCAUCAAAAUGAAGAAAAUCCAACAAAAGUAGUCAAAUACAAUAAUGCAAAACCUUUUACAAAAUACAUCGAUUUGAUUCAGAUAAUGAACCGAUUGGUGUUAGACCACCAUUGAAAACCUGGAAGUACUGGACGUCCGCUUCAUCCUAGUAUGGAACUCAACAGUGUGCAUCCACGGUCCCGCUCGCGGGAUUCGAACCUAGGACCCUCGGUCUUGCGCGCGAACGCUUAAUCUACAGACCACUGAGCCGGCAUCCAACGAUGUUAAUGUCUAACCUCAACCAAUCCACGAAAUCGCACGACCGUCUUCCAUUGUACCUAGGGAGAUACUUGUCUCUACCCGACACGGAUUAGCUCGACUGGUCACGGCGUGAAUCGUGGAUGUGGACUUCGGAGGAGUCCCACAAUAAGAUGAAACGGCCAGCCAGUGCUUCCAGGUUUUCGAUGAUGGUCUAACAUCAACCGUUUUAAGAUCUCAAUAAGAAACUUAAUACUCUCCACAAUCCCAUACUGAUACAUUUGGUUAACCUUGGCGAAUUUCUUUACGUAAAGCUCAUAGUUAUUGUCAGUAAAUUCUGUUAAUCAUAAUCUCUACAUUAUUUCUGGUUGUGUGCUAUAUUUACACAUACACAGGGAAAGAAUAAUUUGUCUAGUUUCUAUUCCAUAAUAUAGACAAUAUUUGUUUGUAAUCAAUGUAUGAAUAAAUACCUGAUUAUUUUUAUUUUAUUUUUGUUGACAGGUGACACGAUAUUUUGAUAAUUAAAAGGAAUAUCAAAAAUGCUUAUAACAGUGUGAAAUAAAUUACGAAUAAAAAUGAUAUUAAAACAUGUAUGCAUUAAUUGAUGUCUAAUAAGUUGAAAAUCCGUUGUGCCUCUAUAGAAAUUAAGCCUUCACUAUCUUCUCUCAUCACAGUCCUACCACAAUCCACUUAACACUAAAUACUUUUUGGUGCAAAGUAUUACAGAUUAUAUCUGCUUAUCUUUCAGUUUCCUCUGAAAACCAGCUUCAUAUUAAGACAUUGGUGAAUACUGAUUAAUUUUUCUGUUACCAUCUCUAAAUAUCAGGUGAACUUUAACUAUGCUAUACGGUGUUUUUCUAUCAUCACAAUUUACAGGAACUGUAAUGAUAAAUUUUUGAACAUUUACCUUUUCAUCAUAUGAUACUCUCCUAAUGUAUAUGGAACAUAGACAACGAAUCCAGAAAGAAAACUACUACUACUACUACUAGUACUACUACUUUCAUUACUUUGUACCCUUAACUAAGUAAAAUAUAUAAUGUUAAUUAAAUUAUUUAUCAUAUAGUAAAAGCUUAAAUUGAUGAAUUCUAAUUCCCAUAUUUUCAUUCUAUUUUCCCUAAUUUAUUUAUAUCAGAUGAUUUCAUACGUAAUGUAGUGUUACUUUUAGGAAAAAGUGAGAGAUAAUUCAGUAUCAUAGUCUAAUAUUUGAAUAAAGGCCACUUUGAAUUUUCUUCUGCUUUAAAUCACACUCAUAAAUUUUCAAUAUAUUUUUACUGUGUAUUUUUUUUAGUUUACUUAUUCCUCACUGUCAACGUCAUCAUCCCAACCUCUGGAUUAAUGCUCCUUUAAAAGAUCCUGAAGUAGAACGUAAAAGUUUCUUUACCGAUCUACGUAAACUACAAUUAUCCCUACGGCAUAAUUUGCUUGCUUGCCAUAGUGAAGUGGGUGCAUAUAAAAAUGCUAACUCAGAACAAGAACAAUACUUUAUAAGCCGAUUUCGAUAUUUGAAAUUAGAGUCCCUAAUGGGAAUGAUUUAUGGUUUAGAUCAACUGUUCUACCAAGAUCUUCAUGCUUUGGUGGUAUCCUUCGAACAAGAAAGAAUGUCAGUAGUUUCUCAUAUGUUUGCGAUUCGACCGCCAGAGAAAACCUUCCCUCAGUUUACAGAUCCUUAACUUAACCCUCAUUUAUACGUUAAUCCUUUAAAAUUUGUUAAAGUGUUUGAUUUCUCAUUCAUUCACUUUUGUAUAGAAAUCUGUGUACUAUUUAAUUCUCAACAAAUACACUAAUUAUGGACUCUUUGUAAGAAUAUUCACGAGCUUCAAGUAUUUAAACUUUCAUGUUGAAUAACCGGUUAGUUAUAUUAUAGUGAGAUGAAACUUUUAGUCAAACAUUGAAUAUCUGCUUAAAGUUUCAAAUAUAUUCGAUACUCCUAUCAUAAUUUCUUAAUUUUGUGUUGGAAACAAUUAUCAGUGGUUAAUUGUAUUCCUCAUGAUUUAUUUCAUCUUAACUUUUCCCUGCAUCUCAGAUUUUAAGUUUAUCAUUCUUAUGAAGGACUUUCCUGCCAAAUCUAAAAGUUACGAAGUUAUUUCAUUUCCACUGGUCACCAGAAAUUAUAUUGGUACUGAUAUACCAUGAUUUUCAAAAAAUGUUCAUCAUAGUUCGUCUUCAAGUGGCACCAGUAUGC